Messenger RNA from Podarcis lilfordi (Lilford's wall lizard), 8879 nucleotides. The record is from the annotation of a GenBank genome assembly. NCBI's taxonomy places the organism in Eukaryota, Metazoa, Chordata, Lepidosauria, Squamata, Lacertidae.
CUCCUCCCGGGCGCGGGCACGAGCCACCGGCCGCCGCGCCGCCGCUUCCCUCCUGGGGCCUGCCGGGAGCGAGGGAUGCGCCCCGGGGCCUCUUGCGCGCGGCUCCGGCGUCGACCUUGGGGGGUCCGCCCCCCGCCCCAGUGGGUCCGAAGGGGCCGGAGCCCCGGGGGUCUUUGCGCCCCCCACCCCCCCAUGGCCAGCGGCAGCGUCUCCCCGGCGCGCCUCGCGAGGCGCCCCCCAACCGCCCCCCGCGGCCGUUGCCGGGCGAAGGUUCGGGGGUGGGCGAGCGAGGCCGGGGCCGGCAGAGGCAUGGCUUCCCCCGGGCGCUCCGGAUCCAGGGCGCCCCCCGAGUGAGUGAGUGGGGUGGGGGCCGGGCCCGGGAAGGGGGGAGCCGAGCAGGUGGAGGCGCCACUGAGACGCCUGCCUGGCGCUGCGGAGAGCGCUUCUCCGGGGAUUGGACUCAUCGCCUUUUAAGCCAAGGGAGCCCGGGCAGAUAGAUGGCACCAAGGGCACAUUGUGUAAAGAAGUAAUAAUAAUAAUAAUAAUAAUAAUAAUAAUAAUAAUGUAGUAUUUUUACACCGCCCAUCUAGCUGGGUUUCCCCAGCCACCCUGGGCAGCUUCCAGCAAAAGAUUAAAAAUACAUCAAAACAUCAGUCAUUAAAAACUUCCCUAAACAGGGAAGAACUUCCCUAAAGAAGAACUUGCCUCUCUGCUGAAUUUGCUGCUAAUCAGUUUUAUUGAGUAGCCCCAAGUUCUUAUUUAUUACAGAAGAGAGGGGGGAACAUGUCCGUGUCACUCGCCUUCUAAACAGACUCUAAAGUUGCCAACUGGGUGCCAUUUUCUACCCAAACAAUACAUAACAAUAACAGAAGUACAGCAAUGGAAUGGAAACGGAAAAUUGACCGUAACAUAAUUGUAAUCUAUGAAAGCACCAUUAUCAAACCAGAAACUAAAAAAUAAGCUAAACAUCAUAAAUGCAGCAUAGGUCAUGUGAUUAACAGAUCACCAAGUAGACAUUUAUAAUUUAUGAAGCAAUAUUAACAAGUUAGCAACUAAAAAAUAAGCUAAACCCUACGAAUGUACUAUUUUUUAAAUCCAUGGCAUCUCCCACCCACCCUGUGACUCAUAACCUUUUGUGCUCUUCAUUAAAAUCCACAUGGGUAACAAGCAUCAUACAAGAGGACCCUGAUCUAACAGAAAUACCUGCAGCAGGUAUACUUUAUUAGUAAGUCAAGCCCAUGACGAGUGAUGUUCAAGGCAGUUGUCAACAAUAGCACAAACGCAGCAAGCUACUUUUCCCUCUCAAGCCGUUGGGCCCGGUCUCACUCAGAUAAUUUGCCCCCACCUCACUGAACAACCCUUUACCUGAAGGUUUUUUUCUCUCAAAAUUCCAACCCAGAUUAUCCUGUGGGGGACCGUUGUGAGGGGAUAACUAGUAAGUUGGAGUCUCAGGCGGGUUUUCUUUAAAUAAACAAUAAAGAUUUACCGUAUUUUUUGCUCUAUAAGACUCACUUUUUCCCUCCUAAAAAGUAAGGGGAAAUGUGUGUGCACCUUAUGGAGCGAAUGCAGGCUGCGCAGCUAUCCCAGAAGCUUCUGAGAUUCAGAAUAUUUUUUUCUUGUUUUCCUCCUCCAAAAACUAUGUGCAUCUUGUGGUCUUGUGGUCUUGUGGUGCGUCUUAUAGAGCGAAAAAUACAGUAUUUUAGGCAAGAUCGUAUAUAACACAAGUGCAAAAAACUUAGGUUACUUCAGGAAUACAAUGCUAUUUUACUUUAACUGGUCCUCAGUUGUUUUUGGUUGCAUUAUAAGUUGGUUCCUUUAUAAGAGGCAUGGCCAAACUCGGCCCUCCAGCUGUUUUGGGACUACAACUCCCAUCCUCCCUAGCUAACAGGACCAGUGGUCAGGGGUGAUGGGGAUUGUAGUCCCAAAUCAUCUGGAGGGCCAAGUCUGGCCAUGCCUGCUUUAUAAGGUGAUACUUCCUUUCAGUUACCCACCCCCUUUAACAAUCCAGUUCCUGAAGUACUGAAGUAAUAGACCCAAGGGCUCUCUCCUUUCACUGGGUCUGGGAGUUCCUUCUUCUCCUUAGAAGAUUCUCUCCCCUCCGGACUGGGUUGAGUCCCAAGGAGGCUGUUCCUUUCCAGCUCCUACUUCUCCUGGCUCAACCUCUGCCUCCCAGGAAAAUCCUGGUCUAUUCCUCCUACAGGACACCACACUCUAUCCUUCGCAAUACGCUCAGAGCGGAAGUUCUUUUUUUCUUUUUCUUUCUCCCUUUCCCUCUUUUUACCUCCACCUGUCUCCUCACCUGUCUCCCAACCUCUCCACCCUCAAUUCCAAGCACACCUCCCUGUCUCUCUUCAGAUCCUCUCCUUUUAAACUCUCCCUCCUGGAACCACGGCCAGUCAGAGGCUGCUGUAUGUGAACCAUUUGCUGGCAAGGAAAGAGAGAAAAAAGAAACGCUUGUUGAACCAACCUGUCCAGCAAAACCAAAUUUUUCGUCACACCCGCUCCCCACCCCUGGCCUCUGUGACUGUAGCAGUGGUUCCUGUUGAGCUGUCUCAGCCUGAUGGCAAUCAAAUUGUUCCCUUUCCUUUUGGGGAACUUGCUCCUCCAGCCACUGCCCUCUCCUGUGCUUUUUCCAGCUCUUAAAAUUUAUUUUAGGUAACCAGAACUGUAUGCACUACAUCAUGGGUAGACAAACUAAGGCCCGGGGGGCCGGAUCCGGCCCAGUCGCCUUCUAAAUCUGGCCUCGGACAGUCCGGGAAUCAGCGUGUUUCUACACGCGUAGAAUGUGUGCUUUUAUUUAAAAUGCCUCUCUGGGUUAUUUGUGGGGCGUAGGAAUCUGUUCAUUAAAAAAUAAUAAUAAUACAGUCCGGCCCCCCACAAGGUCUGAGGGACAGUGGACUGGCCUCCUGCUGAAAAAGUUUGCUGACCCCUGCACUACAUCCUGGAAAGUGGAAUAAAAAGAACUUGGUCUUGGCCAUGCCAUAGAUGAGUACAAUACAGCUCAUAACACAAUUAUAAGUUUUCACAAUGCCCUCUUAAGUGCCAUGAAGCACAAAUAUAAGGCCAUCAUAGUCCAGCCUCCGGUUCUCACAGUGGCCGACCAGAUGUCUCAGAAGGGAAGUCCGGCAGCAGGACCCGAGUGCAAAACUGCUCUCGCCAACCAUGAAUUCAGAGACAAAUGAGCUCCAGUUGUGGAAGUAGAACAUAAUCAAUGGCCACUAGCUGCAAUGGCGAUCUUCCAUUAAUUUCCCCAUCCCUCUUUUAAAGCUGCCCAAGCUUCUGGCCAUUAAUACAUCUUGUGGGAGCAAAUUCUACAGAGCAACCGUGCAGAUUGUGUGUGUGUAAGUUCUUUUUAAAAGUCCCCACUUUUUAACUAAUUUGUUUUGAAUUAUUUCAACAUAUAAAGACGUCAUACAGAUAAAUCAUUAAAUAUCUCAGCCCAACCCUGAAGCUGGGGUUUAGACAGCACAUGCAGAAUAACAACCAAAAAGCAUAGUAAGUUCUUAUCAAAAAAAACUUCUGUUUGUAUAGCAGGCAAAAAAACUGUUUAAGGUAACCAAAAAGUUUUGUAAUGUGAAGCGAGUUUAUAUUUAGCCAGGUGCAUAAUAAAGCUGAGCCAAUCAGCUGCAAGAGAAUCCUUGUGCCUCGAGCCUUGUGGCAAUUUUAUUUUAUUGCUUUAUACGCCCACAAGUUCAGUUCGCCAUACUUAGUUGAACCAAUUUGUCAGAGAAACCUCCUUGAAGUUCUUCCCGUAUCUUGUUCUUAAUAGCCUGACUGCUCGAAAAAGAUUUACUAAAGGGUUAAGCUGUAACUUAAUAUUCCCUCCUGUAAAAAGAUUGCAGAGAGCCAGCUCCAGACAUUUAGAGGCAUUUGUCUGGUAGUUGCUUUUACAGUGGUACCUUGGGCUAAGUACUUAAUUUGUUCCGGACGUCUGUUCUUAACCUGAAACUGUUCUUAACCUGAAGCACCACUUUAGCUAAUGGGGCCUCCUGCUGCCGCCUUGCCACCGGAGAACGAUUUCUGUUCUCAUCCUGAAGCAAAGUUCUUAACCCGAGGUACUAUUUCUGGGUUAGCGGAGUCUGUAACCUGAAGCGUAUGUAACCCGAGGUACCACUGUAUUUGGACAAAUGCUUCCUCCCAGAACUGAGCCACUUUCCCGCACAUCCACCACAUGGUUUGGUUAGAACCUGAGAUACUCCAGCAGUUUGGCCAUAGAAUUAGAAUUGAAAGGUACAGCUCUUACUGUCAGGUCUUCCUGAUGUUGAGUCAGAAUCUCCUUCCUUGUAACUCGAAGCCAUGGUUUCAAGUCCUGCCCUCCAGAGCAGGAGAAAACAAGUUUGCUUCCUCUUCCAUGUGACAGGCCUUCAGAUACUUGAAGAUGUCUGUAAUAUCUCCUCUCGGUCUCCUCCAGGCGAGUAGGAGGAGCGAGUAAGGGCCAGCUGUAUAGGUGUGCAAGGCCAUUUUCUUGUUGAGGCCAAGGCUGAUUUAAAAGGAAAUUCCCUCCUGCACAUUGAGGUCCACACCUCUUUGUUGAUAGUCAUCUGCCAAUCAGCUUCCCACAUCUGCCUUAAGCCAUCUUCUGUACCCAUAUCCACUAGGAUUAGCAUACUUUAGAGUCUGGACUCCCGACCCUGUUCUGCCUUCGUAACCAAUCCCAACAAUAAUUCAAAAGGAGUCGGAGCUCUCAGUGACCGUGCCUUGAUGUAGGUUUGGCGUAUCAGUAAUAUUUCUACUGCUCUGCACAAACUCUGGAUGAAAGUAGGAUGAAAAAAGCGGGAGAAUCUUAGGCACACAAUCCCGCUGUCCUCCUUGUCGUAAAGGUCCUCCAUCAGCACCACCAAGGCCCACCUGGAAUUGCAGAAGGAACCAGGGCCUCUCUCUCCCUCCGGGUCCCAGGGGCUGCUGCUGGCUGGCCUCCAAGCCUAGGCUCUCAGGCAGAAAGGUCCAUUUCGGUCUGUGGGUGAAUCCAAGGUCCUGAGGCCCAGCUCACCUGCCUCCUCCUUGUCCCCUCCCCAGGCUGCCCAUUCCGGAGCCCAUGGUGCCUCUGACAGAGCUACAGCAGCUGCACAUUCAAACUUGCUGGCUAAAGGCUUUUGACGACGCGGAAGCAAAUGGCAGACUCAUAAUCAUCAGGUCUGGUGCUGUAGUCUGUUGGCCUGGGGCGAUAUCUCCCAGCCUGGCCUUUCUCUUUUUCAUAUGUAUAUAGAUAUAUCCUUUAUUAAAUUUGCUUAUUAGUACAGUUAUUUCCAUUCAUUACUCAAAAAACAUUAACAUACAUCAGGCAUCCCCAAACUCAGCCCUCCAGAUGUUUUGGGACUACAAUUCCCAUCAUCCCUGGCCACUGGUCCUGUUAGCUAGGGAUGAUGGGAGUUGUAGUCCCAAAACAGCUGGAGGGCCGAGUUUGGGAUGCCUGACAUACAUAAAGAAAAAUAAUAAUCAACAUCAAGUAACACUUCUACAUUCAUACUUCAAAAAUGACUUCCCUCCACCUCCCGGCGGGCCCUUAAUUCUUUUCAGCUCAUUGCUGUUACAUGACUUACAUUAUCUGUCUGUUAUCUAAUUUGCAAAAGUUAACCAAGGCAUGUUAAGGAUUUUGUUUGGGAACAAUGUUUUUUUUCCUAAAUAUACUCUGAAACACUCCCAUUCAGUUUUGAACUUUUGGUUUGAUUGGUUGCCGAUUGCCUCUGUCAUCUUUUCUAGUUCUAAGUGUUCACAUAAUUUGAUUUGCCGUUCUUCCUUCAUUGGAAUUUUAUCUCCCUUCCAGUUUUUGGCAUUCAAUAUUCUUGCUGCUGUCGUUGCGUGUAAGAAAACCCUCCUCUUGUCAACUGGAAUAUCAGUUGUCAGAAUGCCUGGAGGAAUGGCUUCCGUUUUUUUCACAAAUGUUUGUUUAAAGAUUUUUUUUAGUUCCUCAUAUACAAUAUCCCAAAAGUUCUUAGUUUUUUCACAGCCCCACCACGUCGUUCCCUCCCCCUGUUUGCACCUCCAGCCUACAUAUAUUUGAAUUUGUUCUGUAUACCAGCCUGGUCUUUUUCAUACCUCUUUCACAGUCCAUGCAGAAGGCAAUGGGCUUCAACCCGCUGUGGCCCUUUGCUUCACUCCCUCACCAGUUUAGGAGACCUGAGCACCUCCUGGAGCCAGAUCAGAAUGGCUUUUAGAAAGAGUUAGGAGAUGGAGGGCACCAUCCUCUCCUCUUCCACUCGCCCAGGGUCCUUUGGGUGUUACUUGGGUGUACAUCAGAGACAAAAAGAGACAGAAGGCAGGGGAAGUCACGGGUACCGUUGUCUCCCAGGAGCAGAGAAAGUGACAGGAGGCAGUUUCUCCACCUCUGUUCAGGGAGGGGCCCAUACUAGCAGCUGUGGGGAGGGCUGAGAGGCCUCUUUGAUGCUGGGCUCCUCUUCAGAAACCUGGAAUAUGCAGGCUGGCUGGGGAAGGGCGGCUUCCAGGUGAGCAGCUCUUGGAGGGAAGCAGGAGACCAUUGUUGGGGGAGCCAGGGGAGGUCUGGGGGUCCCGCGGGGACAGAAUUUCUGCUGUAGAAGAUAUGCUUCAGCUCCCCAGGCCUCUUCUGCUUUCUGGAGGUCCCAGAUGGGUGUGUGGUUGAAAGCCAUCAACAAAUUCCUUUCCGGAAUUAAGUGGCGGAGGAACAGGGGCAAGGCAAGCAAGAUCAGACUUCUGUGAAUGCUAUUUUGUCAAGGUUUGGAAGCAGAGAUUUCUGUGGUCGAGGGGCCUCUUGACCAGUGAAAUAAACAGGCCACUGGGCAUCACUGCCACCCACCAGACAGAGUUGAGUGAGUGCACCAUCUGUGCAAACCAAAUCCACAGGGGAUCAAGUGGGGCGGUCAGGGAGGGAGCAGCCGGCAGCAGACCCUUCCAAGAACAGAGCUCCUGAGCAAAGCAGACUCUGCAGACCUGGAGGCCAUGUUGUCCUCCUCAGCCAGCCCAGAGAAGGGGGGGGUUAAGAAGGGGGUCCAAUGCUGCUCCCCACACAGCCUUUUCCAGCGAUACUCAAAAGGGUGAGUACAAAAUCCGAGCUCUGCACUCAAAGCGAGCCUUCGCUGUUCCGCACGCAGGUUCUUCACAGACUACCCUGACAGCAAGCAGUACUUCAAGAACAUCCCAACGGAAGGCGACCUGCUGAGGGACCCUGAGGUGGGCUCCCACGGCCGGAAGGUCAUGGUCGCUCUGAACCAGCUGGUUGAAAACCUGGACAACCGGAAGCAGGGCUGCCGGCUGCUGGAGCGCCUGGUGGAUAACCACAAGAACGUCCACCAAGUGCCGCCAGGGAUGUUCCAGGUAUGGGGGGGGAGGGGCGAGCAAGCAAGCAGGGAGGACACAGGAGCUGCUGGGCUGGCAGCUUGCCCUCGGAGCAGCUGGGAUCCUUCCAACGGGGGGGGGGGGGGAGGGAGUGUGGGAAUGUUGAGGAAAGUAGGAGAGGAUAUAUUGAUUAAACAUUAUCCCUCCUCGCUCACUAGUGAGCAAGCACAUUCCCUUGCGCAUUGCCAAGUUGAUGGAUUCGUUAGAAUCAUUUAAGUUAUGCAAGCCAGUCGGGAUUGUUGCUGGUAAGUUUCCCCUUUUAUUUCCCACUUAAAAUAAUAAUAACAACACAACAGUCUUGUUUAAAAGUAAGGGUAAAGUUUACUUACAUUCAGUUCACCGUAGAAUUCUGAAGGCAGGCUCUAUCUUUUGGCUACAGUUACCUUUGUAGAGAAAAGAAGUCUGAGCUGGGCCUCAGACUUUCCACCUUGUGGCUUCGUUCCUCUGUAAGGAUGAGCCAUGUGCUGCUGGCUAAGAGCCAGCAGAGAGCCAAAGAGGAAGAUGCCUGCAUGGCUAGCCCUUUUGUAGGGUCUGCUAAGGUCACGCCCAUCUACCUGGUCACACGCAGGGGGAGGAGGCUCCAGAGCAGGUAUGACAGGAAGUCCCCCCGGUCUGGAGCCACAUUCCCCUGUGUGUCCACCAUUCUAGGCAACAGGAAAUGUUGCACUUGACUGCAUCAUUGAUGAGACAUCCCACGGGGGGAACCUGGGUCUGAUCCUGGCAUCCCCAGCAGGCCACCUCCUGCCACUCUCCUGGCAUUGCCUUGAGGUCAGGGGGCCACGUCAGUGAGGCUCACUGCAGAGCCUGUCUGGCUCAGGGGAGCUCUGAAGCCAAGCCAAGCAGGUCUCACUGAAGGCACCAGGGGGCUCCAGACAGGACCUUCCAGGCGAGGAACUCCCUGCGCAGCCACCCCAGCUGACUGGAGCUGCCAGCCAGCUUCCCCUGCAAGGAGGCCCCAUGAAAGCGUGCAAGCAUCCCUUUGCCACCGUGUUCUUCCCUGGCCACACCUGCCGGCACAGGUGGCAUCAGGUGUGGGGCAGGUGGGCACGGCAUGGGGGGGAAAUGGCUCAGGGACCAGACAGGGAGCCCAGCUGGGCUUCCUCAGCACUGCCCUUUGCCACAAGAGCAGCCACAGGCUUCCUCCGCUGCCCUUUCCCGCCUUCAGGCUUAAUGCCUCUCCUGGGGCUGUCUCCUGCAGGCUGAGCCAGGCAGAGAAUCUAUGGGGCGCUCAAGCAGGGGCUUUUGGAAAGGGAGCCUAGUGGUUAGAGCCUUGGGGGUCACUGGGAAUGCAUCCCAAGCUACCCGCUGAAUGGUGCCCUCCUUGCCCAGCUUCUGUUUCAGACCAUUCUCUGCGUCUUCCAAGAAGUCCUGGCAGAUGAGUUCACCAACGACAUGAAGCUCUCUUGGGAAAAGUUCUUUGACGCCGUCUUUGCAGAAGUAGAAGCCGCCUACAGUCGCCCCCUUCUGCCCUAGAGAAAGGAGGGGCAUCCCCCGGGUACCCUGCUCCCCGCUCUCUUCCCCUUCUUACAUUUGUAUUGAUGGAAUAAAGAGGGCAGCAUUUACUUUCU